Molecule: messenger RNA, 1905 nt
Organism: Symbiodinium necroappetens
Lineage: Eukaryota; Dinophyceae; Suessiales; Symbiodiniaceae
Source: the annotation of a GenBank genome assembly
AUGCUUUUUGGAGAUGGUAGGGCUGGUGGCCAGGUCUUUGCGAAGCUUGAUGAGCAGGCCUCGCCAUCUGUUCCAGUCACGGCAGCUGCACUCGAGGCUGCAACCCCCAAGGAGGACGAGCCGGAGCUGCGCCUCACAGAGACCUUGCGCUUUGCCGAGGACCUCACGAAGGCAGCAGAGGAGGGAAAUCUGGAUCCACUGGUCGGCCGUGAAGUCCAGCUGGAGCGGACGAUUCGAAUCCUGGGCAGGCGGUCCAAGAACAAUCCUGUCUUCGUGGGCGAAGCUGGGGUGGGUAAAACCUCCAUCGCUUGCGGCCUCGCCCAGCGAAUCGUGCAGGGCCGCGUGCCCCCAACGCUUCGGAACAAGCGGGUCCUCAGUCUCGACCUUGCACUCCUCCUUGCCGGCACCAGGUACCGUGGGGACUUUGAAGAGCGCCUACGGGCUGUGGUGAAGGAAGUUUCGGAGAGCAAUCGGAGGGUGAUCCUGGUGAUCGAUGAGGUUCACACCCUUGUUGGUGCUGGCAGCAGUGGAGGUGAGGGUGGCGGCAUGGAUGCAGCCAACCUCCUCAAGCCGGCACUAGCAAGGGGGCAGCUGCAAUGCAUCGGGGCGACCACGCUGGACGAGUACCGGCAAUACAUUGAGAAGGAUCCAGCCCUCGAGCGCCGUUUCCAGCCGGUCCUUGUGCCCGAGCCAACCGAGGAGGAAACCGAGCAGAUCUUGCUGGGCCUGGCGCCGAAGUACGAGCGCCACCACCAGCUUAGAUACGAGCCGGAGAGCAUCCGAGCCGCAGUGCGCCUGGCCGCACAGUACAUCAACGACAGGUUCCUACCCGACAAGGCCAUCGACGUUAUGGAUGAGGCAGGUGCAAAGGUUCGGCAGCAGCUCUUCCUUGAGGCCGAGCGGGAGGAGGAGAUGGCGGAGCGGCGGAAGCUCGAAGAGGAGUUGGAUUCUCUCAAGGAGCAGAAGGGAAUCGCUGUCUCCAAGGAGGAGUUUCAGGAGGCCCAGCGGCUCAAGAACCGCCAGGAAGAAAUCGAACUCCGGCUACGGUCUCUGGAGAAACCCGUGCAGAGCUGUCCGACAGACUCGACGAAAGGCGCAGACGAGGAGAAGCUCCGGCUGUUGCGCGCGCGAGUGGAGGAAGCCGUCGCUGCAGAGAGAUUCGACGAGGCCUCGGAGCUGAAAGCCAAGGAGCGCGAGGUUCUGGGUUGGUCCAAGGGCACCGAAGAGGCAUGGGUUACCGAGACUGACAUAGCGCAGGUGGUGGCCGGCUGGACGGGCAUCGCCGUUGAACAGGUCUCGGCCACAGAGUCGGCGCGACUCAUGAAACUCGAGCAAGAGCUCGCAAAGAGUGUUGUCGGGCAGUCAGAGGCUGUCAGCAGCGCAUCCCGUGCCUUGCGCCGUGCGCGGGCGGGCCUGCGAAACCCUUCCCGGCCGAUUGCCGCUUUAAUGUUUUGUGGCCCGACUGGGGUGGGGAAGACUGCUCUGUGCAAGACUUUGGCGUCCUGCUUCUUCGGAUCCGAAGAUUCCAUGAUCCGCUUGGACAUGAGCGAGUUUAUGGAGAAGCACACGGUCUCGAAGCUCAUCGGCGCACCCCCUGGGUAUGUGGGCUAUGGCGAGGGCGGGACCCUCACCGAGUCAGUUCGCCGGAGGCCCUACUCUCUGGUCCUCUUUGACGAGGUGGAGAAGGCUCAUCCAGACGUCUUCAACACGUUGCUGCAGCUCUUGGACGAUGGGCGCUUGACGGACUCCAAGGGCAGAGUUGUGUCCUUCAGCAACACACUGGUUGUCAUGACGUCCAACAUCGGGUCUGGGCCCCGGAUGCGAGGUGCACGCGUGUAUCUAAGUGCAAAGUAUGUGCGUCCCUGGUGCUUGGUCUUGCGUCGGUACUCGUACAAGCUUGACUAA